Pediculus humanus corporis (human body louse) is the source of this 2922-nucleotide messenger RNA. Its product is annotated as NADPH oxidase, putative. Lineage: Eukaryota; Metazoa; Arthropoda; Insecta; Psocodea; Pediculidae. Gene Ontology annotation, cellular component: NADPH oxidase complex; plasma membrane. The transcript is spliced from 14 exons. Gene Ontology annotation, biological process: superoxide anion generation; defense response. Gene Ontology annotation, molecular function: calcium ion binding; superoxide-generating NAD(P)H oxidase activity. The record is from RefSeq and is a predicted model, not a curated record. The coding region runs from base 1 to 2922 and encodes 973 amino acids.
AUGGAAUUUGUUGCGAGUUUAAGCAAUGCUAGAACUAGAACGGGUCUGGAUAAAGAAAGUUUAAAAGGGUUGGAAAAAAUAUUUUGCGAAACUGUCGGAAAUGAAAAAGAAAUACGAAGAGAAGAUUUUAAUAAAAUACUUUUAUCUAAAAAUCCCUUUUUUACCGAUCGAGUUUUUGAAAUAUUCGAUAAAGAUAAUAGCGGUACGAUAUCAUUGCAAGAAUUUAUCGAUUCCAUGUAUCAAUUUGCUGGAAAAUCUCCAGAUGACAAAAUAAGAUUUUUAUUUAAAGUCUACGAUCUUGAUGGCGAUGGUUUAAUUCAACAUAAAGAACUUCAACAUGUCAUGAGAGCUUGCAUGGAAGAAAAUGGAAUGAAAUUUAGCGAAGAACAAAUUGACGAUUUGACUAUGGCCAUGUUUGAAGAUGCCGAUCCAAAUAAUCGAGGAGCCAUAACGUACGAAGCCCUUAAAAAUCAACUCGAAAAACAUGGCGGCCUUUUAGAAAACUUAACAAUCAGCAUCGAUAGGUGGUUGGUACCGGCUAAACCGAAAGUUCAACCGACUUCAUUUAUGGGAAAAAUAAAAAAAAUAAUGCCGCAUCAGUUUACCAUACCUUACAUGAAAAAUAAUUAUGUUUUCAUAAUAUUCGUAGCAGGUUUUGCUCUUUUAAAUACAAUACUAUUCAUUUCUCGUUCGAUUCAAUACAGGAAUUCAAAUGGAUACGUUAUUGUUGCUCGAGCUUGUGGUCAAUGUCUAAAUUUCAAUUGCAUGUUCAUAUUGGUUUUGAUGUUGAGACAAUGUAUAACUUUUUUACGUACGAGAGGUUUCAGUACCUUCUUGCCCCUCGACCAACACAUUUAUCUUCAUAAACUCACGGGAGUUUUAAUUUUUUUAUACAGCGUCGUUCACACGUUAAUGCAUCUUAUAAAUUUUAGUACGGUUGUUCAAUAUGAUCCUGUCAUAAACGCUCAAAAUUUUACGCUUACCGAAUGGCUUUUGACCAGUAAACCUGGUCUUUUCGGUCUCGUCGGAGGAGCUGCUAAUCCUACUGGAGUAGCUUUAAUGAUAAUUUUAUUUAUUAUGUUUAUUUGCUCUCAAAAGUUUGUUAGACGCGGAGGAUGUUUUGAGGUUUUCUAUUGGACUCAUUUAUUGUACAUACCAUUUUGGAUAUUAUUAAUUUUUCACGGUCCAAAUUUUUGGAAAUGGUUCGUUGUUCCUGGAAUCGUUUACAUCAUAGAACGUUUAAUUCGAAUGAUUUGGCUUCAAUCGGACAGGGGUAAAACUUACAUAAGCUCCGGUCUUUUGUUACCCUCAAGAGUGACUCAUCUUGUAAUUAAAAGGCCUCCGCAUUUUGAUUACUAUCCCGGAGAUUACGUGUUUGUUAACAUACCAGCAAUUGCAAAAUACGAAUGGCAUCCGUUUACGGUGAGCAGUGCUCCAGAACAGGAAGAUUACAUGUGGCUUCAUAUCAGAGGAGUCGGAGAAUGGACGAAUCGUCUUUACGAGUACUUUGAUAAAGAACAAGAAAAGUUACAUAAUGCUCAGGAUCAAAUAACGGCCGUUCAAACGGGAAUUCACACGAAUAAAAAACCUCUCGUUUUAAAAGAAGAGAAAAUAAUUAACGAAAAACAACCAAUUAAAAAAUUACAAAUGUUGGAGAGAAAAUUUUCCAAUAGGGAUAAAGAAAAAAAUUCACCGGUACGAAUAAUGUCAUUUAAACGUAACUUACCAUCGUCGAAUGCCGCCGUCGGACUCGUAAAUGAAGGUUUCGAUACGAGUAAUGAUGUGGUAUCACCACAAUCGAAUUCGGAAGGAGAUUUGUCUUGUAAUAAAUCCAUAGUUCAAAUCCGGAAACCCCCACCUGAAAAAAAACUUCCGCUUUUAUUGAUGUCUAAAAAACAACCAUUAGAAAAAAGUCAAUCAAUGCCAGAUAUUCAAACUCGUUUAAAAAAAAGAGAAAGGCUUUUGGCUUUGAGAGAAUAUAAUCGUUCGGAAUCUGAAAGGAGUUUCGACGAAGUUCAAAUGAGGAGAGCGAGGCUUCAGUCAUUGGGAUUGGCAUAUUUAAGCCCUCAAAACAAGUCACUUGCUCAAAGUUUCAGGUACAUGAGAACGAAACCUACAAUUAUCGCGUUUAAAACUCCGAGUUUAGAAAAUUGCGAAGCACAAAUAAAUGCAAUGACACUCGCUAAAAAUUAUGCUAAUAAAGAGAAAAAAGUAGAAGAAGGAAGGAUAACAACGGAAAACGAAUCAAAUUCAGGUUCGAAAUUUCCAUUAACGUCGGUUAAUUAUCCGGUCGCGGGAAAACCUUUAGAGAUUUUUAUUGAUGGACCUUACGGUGCUCCAUCAAAUCACAUUUUCCGAGCCCAACAUGCCGUUUUAAUAGCAACCGGUAUUGGAGUCACGCCAUUUGCAUCAAUAUUACAAUCGAUAAUGCACAGAUAUUGGAAAGCUCGUCACACUUGUCCUCAAUGUAAAUUUUUUUGGGCAAGCGAAAUACCACAAACAAUAAUGAAUUUGAGAAAAGUAGACUUUUUUUGGAUAAAUCGUGAUCAAAGAUCGUUCGAAUGGUUUGUUAAUUUAUUAUCACAAUUGGAAAUAGAACAAGCGGAAUUGGGAGUCGCCAUGGAAAGAUUUUUAGAAAUGCACAUGUACAUAACGAGCGCUUUACAAAGAUCCGACAUGAAAGCUGUCGGUUUACAAUUGGCAUUGGAUCUCCUUCACGAAAAAGAAAAAAGAGAUUUGAUAACUGGACUGAAAACAAGAACGAAUGCGGGAAGACCGAAUUGGGAUAAAGUUUUUAAACAACUUUUAGAUCAGAAAAAAGGAAAAAUAACAGUUUUUUAUUGCGGUCCCCCACAAUUGGGUAGAAUUCUUCGUCUCAAAUGUGAUAAAUUUGGAUUUAAUUUUAGAAAAGAAGUUUUUUAA